GAGAUCGGUCGACCAAUGACUGUUCUCUACAGUCAGAGCUCGCUCAAAAAGGUGGAACGUAAGGGAGAUACCAUUUCCAAAACUUUUAAGGGCGUAAUAUCUAGUUUGUGAAAAAUCCAGAGAAACACAAAUAUCCGACGAAGCAAAAUCCCGGACGUUUUUUCUAGGUCUCAUAAAGAGGACAUGUCCGGGGAAAAGAGGACGUCUGGUCACCCUAGUUUAACCCCUUUAUCGCGUGAUAACAAAUGUGAUGCACCCGCUGUUGAGGGAAAUAACGCAGCCGUGCUGUGCGCCACAGUUUGCACAGUGACUCACUGCCAGCUGGAGAUCUCCCACAGAAGGCUCUCGUUCGUUUAUUCACGCGUGGACGCACUGCGCAGGCAGCCCACAGACCCACAUACACACGAACGCAAACACAGCGCAAAAGCCGCCGAUGAGGAGGUAGAUCCCCGCGUGACGUCAUUGUCGGGCAUCUGUGGGGGCGUGGUCUCCGGUGGCUCGACGUACCGGGGUUUAAAUGAAAAAGUGCCUCUCCUGGGUGGCUGGUCUGAAAAGAGCCCUGAAUCUACUGAGGUUCUGGAGGCGGCUCAAUAUGCUGUGAAGAUGCACAACACUCACUCCAGGAGCAAGAAGAUGUUCAAGCUGGUCUCCAUCACCAGCGCUCACGCACAGGUGACCAACAGGAUCAACUUUAAAAUCAAUGCUGUCCUGGGAAAAACCAAGUGUCUCAAGAGCGAUAACGCUGAACCGAAGAGCUGCAGUCUUGAGAAAAAGCUUAAGUGCCAGUUUGAGGCGACGCUCAAUCCCCGCAACAAUAAACAUGAGCUGCAGGCCGCGAAAUGCAGGAAAAUGUUGAAUAAGGAUUUAGCUAUUUAAUCGGCUAACUUUUUUGUAGUGUGGCUAUAAAACUGACUCCCUUAUUGCAUUUUUCUAAAAGAGGUGUAAAAUAUUUUUCAGUUCUUGAUGUGGGUAUUGGCACAUACAUCUUGUAACAAUGACACAUCACGCCCUUAAUAAAAAAAAGUUUGGAAAACGUUUUCACCAUGA
Molecule: messenger RNA, 1047 nt
Organism: Gasterosteus aculeatus aculeatus (three-spined stickleback)
Lineage: Eukaryota; Metazoa; Chordata; Actinopteri; Perciformes; Gasterosteidae
Source: RefSeq, a predicted model, not a curated record